Molecule: messenger RNA, 1879 nt
Organism: Bursaphelenchus xylophilus (pine wood nematode)
Lineage: Eukaryota; Metazoa; Nematoda; Chromadorea; Rhabditida; Aphelenchoididae
Source: the annotation of a GenBank genome assembly
AUGACGAUUUCACGGAUAACCUUGGGCGAAAAAAAGAAAGAGGUUCCGGACGAUGGGGAAUUGAGUAAGGAAUUUAUUUUGACAUUUUUUGAUUUUCUCAAGGCAAAAUAAUACGAAAAUCCGAUAGAAGGAACGAUUUGGAAAGGCGGAUAGAAUGUAAAAUACGAAUUAGCAUAGUAUUCAUAGUUUUAUUUCCAAUUUGACCCAUUUUCUGGAGAUUUGACAGCUUUUUUGCAUUGGCGAGCUGCGCCCGAACUUGACUUUUUUUCUGAGUUUUUUCUGGGGUUAAAAUACGAACAAACUUGUCGGAUCAGCAAAAUUAGAUUUUUUAUUAUUUUUUUGUCAAAUUUUGAUAUUGAAGGCUUGGCAGCUCGCGCCCUGUCAAAAUUUUUAUUCCGCAACUUGCGCCCGCAAAAAUGAAUAAUAAAUUUUAUAAAAGUUCUUGAAGGAAAGUUUUUGAUACUUUUGCUUUUUUUCUCUUCAUUUUUGAAGAAAAAACCGGUCCGCAGCUCGCGCCCUAUCAAAAUUUUUAUUCCGCAGCUUGCGCCCACAAAAAUGGAUAAUAAAUAUUAUGAAAGUUCUUGAAGGAAAGUUUUUGAUACUUUUGCUUUUUUUAUCUUAAUUUUCGUUAAAAAAAUCGGUCCGCAGCUCGCGCCCUAUCAAAAUUUUUAUUCCGCAGCUUGCGCCCGCAAAAGUGGAUAAAAAAAGUUUCGAAGGAAACCUUUUGAUACUUUUGUCUUUUCUCACCAUUUUGAAUGGAAAAAUUGAUUUUUUAGAUACUCAAAAAAUUAACUAUCAUACAUAUUUUCAGUAAUUCCCGUCACAAACCCGUUCAGGACCCAUUUACUGGAUUUGCCCAGCCAAAGGAAAGCCAAAACCAUUCUCGAUGACCAUUGGUAUGACAGUGAAUCCGAGGAUUUGGGCGAAGAAUGGAAUUCCGGAGCGGGCGAGGUUUUGGAUCAGAUUCCGGUUGCUGUCUACUGUGAGGAAUGCGAUAUUUCCGUGAGUUUUGAAGCAAAAAAAAUGAAAAAUUUUAAAUUAAAAAAAUUUAAAAGAUUAAAAAAAUGAAAAAUAUAAAAAAAUAAAAAAAAAAAAAUAAAAAAAAAAAAAUAAAAAAAUUAAAUAAAAAUUUUUUCGCGAUUUUUGCAUUGAAGAUUCCAGGCUCUAUUAGUAUUAAACCGUAAAAUUUUUGCACAAAAAAUCAAAUUUUUUCGAGCGGGAGCAAAAAAGUUAUGCGGGGAAAAUCGCUGCUCAUCUGGCCGACUAAAUUACUAUUUUUUGACUCCGCGAUAUUGAAAAAAGCUUGGAAAAACUUUAGAAUAAUUUUUUCUAAGACAUAUGCGGGAUUUUUUAGCUCGCGUUUUGCAGAAACAACCGAGAUUUUUUGGCCGAAAGUUGGAGAAAAUACGACAAUUUUUUGCGAAUUUUGAGAUAAAAAAAUUUGUGCUUAUUUCUACUGUAGAGAGUGAUCUUUCCACAAAAAAUCAAUUUUUUCCUCACAAAACUGGCAAAGAUACGGCCAAAAAGGGGGUUUUUCUCUGACCGCUCUCCACAUUUUGCGUGCUCUCUCGAAAAAAGUCGAAUAUCUCGGCGGCCGCUGGAAAGAGGGAGCUAAAACUUUCAGCGAUUGAUUUGUGAAUAGUUUAUAACGGUUUAGAACACGAAUUUUUUAUUUUCAUUUUUUCAGGUUAAAACUACGGUCAAAUUUGAACGCAACAACUUCAUCAAACGACUCCUCGUUUUGACGGCAAUUCUGGGAUUUUUCACCUUCGGAUUCACCUGGAUUUUAUUCCUGAUUCUCCUAUUUGUCCCCGGCUUCAAAAAAACGUAUCAUUUCUGCUCGAUCUGCAAGAAAUAUUUCGGAGUUUAUAACAAUUGA